This is a messenger RNA of Trypanosoma conorhini, 447 nucleotides long. RefSeq lists its product as uncharacterized. The transcript has a single exon. The record is from RefSeq and is a predicted model, not a curated record. NCBI's taxonomy places the organism in Eukaryota, Euglenozoa, Kinetoplastea, Trypanosomatida, Trypanosomatidae. Bases 1 to 447 code for a protein of 148 amino acids.
AUGGGUUGUACCAACACCAAAGAGAAACGAGGCGGUAGCUCUCACUGUGGAGGCGAAAUAAGUGGAGGGGGCGCCGGGGAGUUUAGCAGCCUUGCCAAGGAGAACCCUGUUGCCGCAAAGCUAAAGGAAGAGUGGUCCGCCUUUGUGCGUUCUCUGUCUACUUCGGCCCCUUCAGAUACGCGACGAGAAGUCUGGGCGAAUGCAGCAACUAACCCCCUGACACAUCGCUCCGUUGACAGGGUCGGAAAGCUUUUCUUGAUGUACGUGCGAGACGAGCUCACAAUUCGCGAGUGGGGUGGCAAUUUUGAUUAUACCGUCGUUGGAUUGGAAAACCAAGGCUUCCUCAGGGCCACCGCCACUGUUGAGGCCAGAAUUGGAGCUGAACGUCCAAAGGAGGCGGUGUGGGAGGUGAAGGUGCACUAUCACAGUACAGCGAAACCGCAAUGA